Molecule: messenger RNA, 7828 nt
Organism: Boleophthalmus pectinirostris (great blue-spotted mudskipper)
Lineage: Eukaryota; Metazoa; Chordata; Actinopteri; Gobiiformes; Gobiidae
Gene: dlg5a
Product: discs, large homolog 5a (Drosophila)
Biological process (GO): regulation of apoptotic process
Molecular function (GO): protein binding
Source: RefSeq, a predicted model, not a curated record
CCAGACAUGGCGGAGGAUACAGUGUAGUGGGAAGAGCGACGGAGGAGUUCAGGCGACUUUUCCCAGCGCUCGAUCGGGCAGAAAACGCCGUAAAUGCGCCACGCGAGGAGCAAAAUGCCUUCGUCUCCUUCGUACGCGCACGGGAAGCUGAACACGACUUGAACCGCGCACCACGAGACUACGUACAAUGGGAAAAUGUAUCGCUGUUUAGUGCAGUCAACAGCCUUGGGCAACAAAUAUGGCUUCUUCUUGUGCCUUUUCCAAUAUGCGCUGAAAUUCGCUCCCGUGCGCAGCCUAAAAUGCCGCGGCGAACUUCUGCGAGCCACGGUAAGUUGAGUUUAUCCUACGCUCGGUACUUUUGAGAGGAGAUCUUCCCAUCCGCCUGGCCGAGUGGUGGUGGCUAGCCUGGGAAGCUACGGAACUACUACAGCCAACAGUAGCAGCAGCAGCAGCAGCAGCAGCAGCAAUGGAGCCAAAGCACAAAGAGUUGCUCGACCAGUGCCACCAGAACUUAUUGGAGUCCAUAACAGACGCGGACCGAGUCAUCGAGCUGCUCAUCGUCUCCGGGACCUUGAGUCAGCUGGACCGGUUCGAGUUGGACCAAAACUGCACGUCCAGCGCGGAGAAAGUGGACCACCUUCUGAAGAUGCUGAUGAACAAGGAGAGCGAUCAUUUCUCCGAUCUGUGCGUGGCUCUGGAGAAGGCUUAUCCCGAUCUUCACUCAGCCCUGUUCAGGAACAACGGUGGACCAGUAGACCACUCCACGGGCUCUACAUACAGCGUGCUCUCAACAAUGCCCUCGGACUCAGAAAGCAGCAGUUCACUCAGUAGUGUUGGUUCGCCAGUUAACGGUGAAGCAUCGUCUCCGCCUCCCGCCAUAAACGACAACCGGCCGUCUGCGGACAGCCUGGACCCCAUCCUGACCCAGCUGAGGCAGGUGACCAGGGAGAGGGAUGAGCUCCGCAAGCGCCUGGCCCUGGCAUCGCCCGGGACCACCUUCGACGACUGCAGGCCAAAUUCCAAGCCCAGCCACGACUACGAGCGUCUGAAAAGUCAGUGUAUGAGAGCCAUGGCCGAUCUGCAGUCUCUUCAGAACCAGCACACCAAAACACUCAAGAGAUGUGAGGAGGCCGUCAAAGAGGCAGACUUCUAUCACAUGCUUCACAGUCGUGUCCUGAGUGAGCAGUCUCAGAUGAAGGAGGAGAUGGAGAGUCUGAGGAGGGACAACACUGCGCUGGUCCGAGAGCACAACCACGUGAAGCAGAACUGCGAGGAGCUCAAGAGGCUCCACGGACAGGACCAGAAGGAACUGGCAGACCUCAGGGUCCAGCAGCAGCAGGUCAUGAGGGAGAACGGCUCUUCAGAGGUGCUGAAUAAACUGUACGACACUGCCAUGGACAAACUGGAGGGGGUGAAGAAGGACUACGACGCUCUGAGCAAACGCUACAGCGAGAAGGUGGCCAAUCACAACACGGACCUGUCCCGCCUGGAGCAGCUCGAGGAGGAGAACAGACGCCUCCAGAAACAGAUGGAUGCCCUGCUCCUUCAGAGGGACUCGGCUAUGCACUACCAGCAGCAGUACUCCACAUCUAUGAGGAGAUUUGACUCAGUGCAACAAGAACUGAACAAGUCAUCAGCCCAGAACAAAGAACUUCAGCGUGAGAUGGAGCGCCUACAGUCUGAAGUCACACGCUACAAGAACCUUCAGCUCAAGUCUGCUAAGGACUGUGAGAAAUACAAGGAGGAGAGGGACUCAGUGUUCAAUGAGUACCGUUUGAUUAUGAGCGAGAGGGACCAGGUGAUCAAGGAGGUGGACAAGCUGCAGACGGAACUGGAGGCUGCAGAGGCCAGACUCAAGAACACCUCUUCAGAGAGAGUGGUCGCCAGUGAGGAACUCGAGGCUCUCAGACAGGAGCUGAACUCUUCGCUGGUGGACCGCGACAGGGCCAUCUGCGAGAGGAAUGAGCUGCUGGAGAAAUACUGCCACGAGGUUAAGGACAAAGCAGAGGCCCAGAAGGAGCUGUCCCAGGCCUGUAAGGACAUCGAGACUGUGAGGGAGGAGAGGGACGUGGCGCGCAAAGAGAGGACUGAGGCUAUCAUCCAGAGGGACCAGCUGCUCAGGGAGUACUACCAGGCCAGACAGAAACAAGACUCAGCUACUCUAGACAUGGAGCGAGCCAACAAAGAGAUCGAGAUGUUGAGGAAGCAGUACGAGGCCAUGUCCCAGGAGUUGAAGGAGGCCACGCAGGAGGCAGAGGUCGCCAAGUGCAGACGCGACUGGGCUUUUCAGGAGAGGGACAAGAUUGUGGCUGAGAGGGAGAGCAUACGUACUCUGUGUGACAACCUGCGAAGAGAGAGGGACCGGGCUGUGAGCGAUCUGGCGGAUGCACUUAGGAACCUGGACGACAUGAGGAAACAGAAGAACGAUGCACUGAGAGAAAUGAAGGAACUCAAGGAGAAAAUGGACAGCACUCUGGAGAAAGAGGCACGCUUCUGUCAGCUCAUGGCUCACAGCUCUCACGACUCGGCCAUCGACACUGACUCUCUGGAGUGGGAGACCGAGGUGGUGGAGUUUGAAAAGGACCGGGAGGACAUGGAUUUGAAGGCACUUGGGUUCGAUAUCGCAGAAGGGGUAAAUGAUCCAUAUUUACCAGGAGACUGUGGCAUAUUUGUGACGAGGGUGGACAAAGGAAGUAUCGCAGACGGAAGGUUGAGAGUGAAUGAUUGGCUGCUGAAGAUUAACGACAUGGACCUGACCAAUAAGGACAGGAAGCAGGUGGUGAAGGCGGUGCUUACUGGUGGAGGCUUGAUCAACAUGGUGGUACGACGGAGGAAGUCUCUGGGCGGCAGGCUCGUCACUCCUGUGCACAUCAAUCUAACGGGACACAAAGACAGUGGAAUAGGUUUGGAGAGUGGAGUGUUUGUUACGGCCGUUGUCCAGGGCAGCCCAGCGGCCAGAGAAGGCUCUUUGACUGUGGGAGACCGUCUGAUCGCUAUAAACGGCAUCGCUCUAGACAACAAAUCUGUGACGGAGUGUGAGGCUCUGCUGAGGAGCUGCCGGGACUCACUCUCACUCUCUCUCAUGAAGUUUUUCCCACACAGUACAUCGGGUCAGAACCUCUUCGAGAGUUUACGUGACGACAAAUCCAACGGCCGUCUGGCGUUGUCCGAGCUCCACUCCCGAAACAGCCGCAACCUCCGCCAUAACAGCUCCACCCAGACAGACAUCUACUGCCCCGACCUGGGCUGCAGCAGCACGGGCAGCAUCUCCGGAGACAGGAGGAAACUCAAUGAAGAUAUGUACGGAGAUCUCACCAAACCCUUCUCCACCGGCUCCCUCCACGCCACCAGCCUGGGCACCGGACGCUAUGGCCCCAGUGCUUUCCAGGAGUGUUGCAAAUACUCAAAAGCCCCUUCGUCAUUACCGUACGAUCCAGUUUCCUCAUCAGAUUGCAUGGAUACAUCACUAGAGAAGAAGCAUACAGGUGGAACGUGGCCCAAAAUGGUGGUAGGCGGCAUGUCAGGAGCAAGAGAAAGCCCACAAACCCAGCUUUCUGUUUACAAGCAGAGGAUGUCCAUUUUUGACCCAGACACGUUCAAAAAGCCCGAAAGCCUGGCGAAAAUGGAGUACAUGGCGGCCAAUCAGAUCGCGGCGGCGGUAGCGUCGCACUCCCCCCAGCCAUCCAAAACAGACUCCCUCUCUUCUUCGUCUACACCCACGCCCCCCACCCCCCCGGCACGCAGCGACUCUUUCAAGUUCAAACACAAGCACCAGAGCAGCUCCGCCUCCGACUGCACCAUAACUUCCGACGGCAAGGGGGACGUAGCCAUGGCGACGGCGGGGGACAGGGCGGACAGGGAGAGGGACAGGAACGGAAACCACUACUUCCUGGAAGGCAAGGUUCUCACGUCGCGGAAGUCGUGCGACGAGGAUAUAGGCAGGACGAGGGGGGAGGAGCCAGAGGUGAAGAGGCCACGCCCCAAAUCGGCCCCCGCACUCAGACGGAGGAUGACGCCGCAGACGAUUACGCUGCCAACUUUCCAGAAUUAUUCCACAGACGAGCACUCACCAGAGCCCAGAGACCUGCUGCGUUCCUCCCCAGGCCGAUCCCACAGACACAGCGUGGGCUUCGUACCCACCCUCUUCAACGGGUCCCUACCUCCAAAUUCAGCCCACCGUGGUCUGUCCCCCUGCCCUGCUGUGACCGCCGUCAUGAGGAACCCCGUGUACACUGUCCGAAGCCACAGAGUCCACACCAGCAACUGUCCUUCUGUGGCCUCGCAGAUCUGCCACCAGCACACCCACACCAGCCCUCAGCACCAGGGCCGCCUGAGUCUGGACCUAACCCAGCAGAAGAGAGGAGCAGACUUCUCUGAGCCUUCAUCAUCGCGCAGCAGCAGAGCUUCACACGGUACAAACUCUCUGCCCUCCUGCGCCCGCCUCGGUGCUAUCAGCACAGGCCAGUACCGCACAGAGAGGAUCAAGAUACCCUCCACGCCCCGUUACCCCCGCUCUGUGGUGGGAUCUGACAGAGAGUGUAGCAGCCCCAGUCUCAUCACACCUCCACAGUCUCCACUCAACCUGGAAACAUCCUCAUUCGCCAGCAGCCAAUCACAGGGCUCCAUCUCCACAUUACCUCGCAUCUCUGUGAGCCCCGUGCCUAUCGGAGAGCGCCGAAAGGACAGGCCGUACUUGGAGGAGCCUCGGAACGUUGUGGUGCAUAAAGGGGCGGAGCCUCUGGGCAUCUCCAUAGUAAGCGGAGAGAACGGGGGCAUCUUUGUGUCCAAGGUCACAGGAGGGAGCAUCGCCCACCAGGCCGGCCUCGAGUACGGGGACCAGCUGCUCGAGUUUAACGGCAUCAACCUGCGAAACGCCACGGAGCAGCAGGCCCGUCUGAUCAUCGGCCAACAGUGUGACACCAUCACCAUCAUGGCGCAGUACAACCCACACAUGUACCAGCUGGGCAACCACUCCAGGUCCAGCUCUCGUCUGGAACCUGUGAGCACUCAGUCGACCCCACAGGGCAGUGGACCGGUCACUCCAGACAAUCACUCCGCCAUAGACACCCUGAGCGAGCAGGACGAAGGCACCCUCACCCCCUCCUCCAAACAGACCACGCCCACCACCAGCCCCAACACUUUAGUCAGGAUGUCUUCGGACAGCAGCAGGAAAGCGGCAGAGGCGCGGCUGGUGACGGUGCGCAGACCCGGGGUGGAGGUGGGAGUUACUCUUUGCGGAGGAAACCUGCACGGGGUCUACAUCCACAGCCUGGAGGAGGACAGCCCGGCUCGGGGACCAGAUGGACUGCUGUCUGGAGACCUCAUCCUGGAGUACAACGCGGUGAAUAUGAAGAAUAAAACUGCAGAGGAGGUGUACGUGGAGAUGUUGAAGCCGGCAGAGACUGUUACGUUGAAGGUGCAGCAUCGGCCCGAGGACUUCAACGCCAUCAAAGACCUGCCAGGAGAUGGAUUUUAUAUUCGAGCACUUUACGAGCGUGUGGGUGAGGCCGAGGGGGACCUGAGCUUUAAGAAGGAUGACAUCCUGUUUGUGGACGAGUCUUUGCCGGCGGGCAGCUUUGGCACGUGGAUGGCCUGGCAGCUGGAUGAGAACGCACAGAAGAUCCAAAGGGGCCAGAUCCCCAGCAAAUACAUGAUGGAUCAGGAGUUUUACCGGCGCCAUAGUGUGACCGAGCUCAAGGAGGAUUCUGGGAAAACCCUGUCGGCAGCGGCACGCAGGUCCUUCUUCAGGAGGAAACAGAAACACAAGCGCAGCAGCUCCAAAGACGGCAAAGACACAGCAGCUCUAGACGCCAUCAGCACCGACUCCAUCCCUUUCUUUGAUGACUGUGUGAGCUUGGCGUACCAGCGCGUGCAGAAGAUGGAGUGCUCCUCCCCCAGACCAGUGCUGCUCCUGGGGCCGCUCACUGACCCGGUCAAAGACAUGCUGGUCAAAGAGUCUCCAGGGAAGUUCUUCAGAUGUGUGCUGGAGGUGAUGAAGGCCUCCCAGCAGGCCAUCGAGCGCGGCGUGAAGGACUGCCUCUUCAUCGACUACAAACGCCGGAGUGGCCAUUUUGACGUGACCACCGUAGCAUCUAUCAAAGAGAUCACAGAAAAGGGUUGCCACUGCCUGCUGGACAUCGCCCCACACGCCAUUGAAAGACUGCAUAGUGUUCACAUCUACCCCAUUGUCGUCUUCGUCCGCUACAAAAACGCCAAACAGAUCAAGGAGCAGAAGGAUCCCAUUUACCUGCGGGACAAAGUCUCUCAGAAACAUUCCAAGGAGCAGUUUGAAAGUGCGCAGAAGAUCGAGCAGGAGUACAGCAAAUUCUUCACAGGUAUUGUCCAGGGCGGCCCUCUCCCGUACAUUUGCACUCAGAUCAUGACCAUAGUUGAUCAAGAACAAAGUAAAGUCCUGUGGACUCCUCUUGGCUGCCCCUAGUGGACAUUUGCAGCCACUCCAACUCCUGAGCUUUGAACACUAUUUGUAACACUAACAGCCCCUUUGACACUCCUCUUUGGUACACUACAGCAGUCUGCAGUUUACACGUGUAAUCAGAGCCUUGUGUGGUAGCUCUGACUCUCUCAGUCUUCUCUAAGGCUCUGAGGCCUCCUCUGCUGGAGGACCACGAGAAUCAACACUAAUGAAGUCCUGCACAGCCCGGCCCCCUUCACUAAAGACAUUUGUGCUCAUCCUAACAAUCGACAAUGAUCCAGCUCCAACACUGACGGCUCCUCUGUGUGUCUGUGACACUACAGGACUUCAGCUCAAUGAUGUGAGCGUGAGAAUCAUGACAUAAAGAGGUGUUGUGACUCAAGUGUAUGUAGCUUCCGCUGUCCUCAGAGGCCUCCUGAUGCCUGCUCUAUGCACAGUAUUUCUAUAGUAGCAGAGACAGUUGAGAAGUGCCUUUGGAGAAGAGGCGGAUUCACAUGUGUCUCAUGCAUCUGUCAGGAGCAGACAGGAGUAGACAGGUGCAGACAGGAGCAGAGCGGGCGACAAUGACAGGGGGUUUACUCCUCAGAAUGCACUCCAGGGCUAGACAAACCACUGUGGAACUAUCAUGUAUCUUAGAUUCUAUUUAACGACAUAUAGGCUAUAAUACAGUAUGCAGAACCAUCAGAUAUAAAUCUAUAUAAGAGUAUAGAUACUAUAUAUUCAUGUAUUUUCACUAGGUGAAGGCCUAGGCGCGUCUGCAGUCAUGUCUUUUCAGCAUGUUUUUACACAGGUGACCUUUCACCUCCCCAGUACUCAGUGCUGUGAGACUCUAUGAAGCAUUGCAGGGUAACACUACAUAUGAUCCGCUCUGAUGUUAGUGACUUUUCAUUGUUAUUUAAUUGUAUUUUUGUAUCUUUCAGGAGGCUGACAGUCCUCUCUGCAGCGUAUCUUGUAUCAUUGUGCCAAAUCCACUAAGGCCACUGCUCCUUCACUUCUGUUUUGCACUUGUUUACCUGUGAACCUUACACAUGUCAGUUAGGUUUUCAGUAGACUCUGAACAUAGGUACUAUUCCAAUUUCUACUGUUACUAAUGUUUAUGUAUGAGAUCCUUACAUUUCAGUGAUGGCCUUUUCUUCUUGAUUAGAAAAUGAAUAACUUUUUAUUUGAAAAUUCAAAAGGGAUUUAUUCUUGCACAGUUUGAAGGUUAAUGAGUUUGAGGCUAACGGCUUAAACAAGUUCUUGGCAUGUUAGCGUGAGAGAGAGGGGGUACAUCGUGCUGUCUGUAUGCAGAAGGAGACGAGAGGACAGGUACUGAUGAACUUUUAUUACAGAAUGUGAUUUGUAUGUGAAGACAUUAACAUGAAAAUAAAAGUCAUUUUCUGUAUCGCAACAUUG